GUAGGUCGAGAGAGAGUCGCGUCGAGCGUUUGUUCCGGUCGUUUGCGUACUACUGGCACUGGCACGUCGUCGUCGAAACCGUCGUCCGUCAUUCAUAAAACCCGGGGCCGCGCCACCAUCUGACUUUUCUGCCGCGGUUUUCGCGUGUCCAUACGCGGCCGACAACCGACAACCGACGUUUACGUGUUACCGUUUUCCAGCGUUCCAGGACUGGUCGUCGACUGGGUCCGUCGUUUGUUCCGCUGUCGCACCGUCGAACCCGUUUCACACACGUCCGUUCGAUUUUGGUUUUGCGUUUCCCGUUCGCCCUGUCAUAUUUCACCUUUUAUUUUACUUCAUUUUUUUUUUCUUUGAUUUUUUUUUUUGGUGCAGUUCGGUGGCGGAGUGCUAUAGGCAUUCUGCAAGAAAGACAGAGUCAAAAUUCGCGUCAAAAACAGAGAACCGGUACCCGUUUACGCCAUGGAGAUGGAUCCGCAGGAACGGGAAAGCGAAAUCGGAGAGGAGAGUCCAGUGUCUCACAAUGAGGAAGAUAUUAUAAGUGAAGGUGAAGGUUCACCGAGAGAUCAUGAAGAUCAAGACAGUUGCGACGAUAUGCGUCGACACAGUAUGAUGAAUGAUCACGUGGAUGUUCUCGCUAAGCUGAAGAUGCAAGUGCGUGACAUCAAGGUAGGGGACGACUUCGAGAAUGGUCCCCGCACCUUGAACUACCCGCGGGGCCUCAGCGGCGGGGGCGGCGGCGGCGGUACUGGUGGGGGGCCGGACACCUUCCAGUUGCCGGUGCCGUUCCCGUUCCCACAUCCGGCGGCCGCUUUCCUGCCGCCCAUGGCCCCGCAGGCGGCGGCGCCCUCGAGCGGCAGCUCUCACUCCUCCGAGGGUAGCGCCUCCUCACAACACACCUGGUCCUUCGAGGAGCAAUUCAAACAGGUGCGUCAGCUUUACGAAAUCAACGAUGAUCCAAAAAGGAAGGAGUUCCUAGAUGACUUGUUCUCCUUUAUGCAAAAGAGAGGAACUCCGAUAAACAGGCUUCCGAUAAUGGCAAAGUCCGUGUUGGACUUGUACGAGCUCUACAACUUGGUCAUCGCAAGGGGCGGCCUCGUUGACGUGAUAAACAAGAAACUCUGGCAGGAAAUCAUCAAAGGACUCCAUCUACCCUCAUCCAUUACAUCUGCAGCCUUCACAUUAAGAACUCAAUACAUGAAAUACCUCUAUCCAUACGAAUGCGAAAAACGCCGUCUGAGCACCCCGGCGGAGCUCCAAGCAGCCAUCGACGGCAACAGACGCGAGGGCAGACGCAGCAGCUACGGCCAAUACGAUUCGAUGCAGAGAUCUCCAAAUGCCACACACCAAAUCUCCUCGCCUCUAAGCUUGAUCUCACAUCAGCAGCAGCUAGCCGCCCGCAUGAAUUCGAUGAUUGUCGCCGGUGGCAUGAAUCUACACAACGGCGUCCACCAUCCAACCCAUCCCCAGCCCAUGACACAGCCAUUGAAUGGCGGUCCAGUGUCCUCGUUGGCACCGGGCGAGUUCGAGUCGAGGAUGAUGGAGUACAUGAAACUGUUGAACAAGGAGAUCAGGAGCACGGCCGCCACACCGCCAAGACAGGACAUGUCGCCGCCGAACGCGCCACCGUCUCCAAUCAAUCACUUGGAGUUCUCCAGAAUCAAUCUGUGGAACAUUUACAACAACAAUCAACAGGUCACAGAACCGCAAAAAGUUCCGCUCAAUCUCUCCGAGCCGACACCGAUGAUUAAACGCGAGCCGGAGCACAGGGAAUCGCCGCCGCCGGGCAAAAAGAGAAUGUUUACCAAGGAAGACGAAGAGCCGGAGGAGGAGCCGGAAAUUGAGCAUCCUCCAACUCCGAAGUCCUUGUCACCCACCACUCAUAUCAAAAUCAACAGCAGGGGGGAUUCAAGGAACGGCGACAAUUCCCUCGUGGUGAGCAUGGAGUUGAACGGUGUCACAUAUCAGGGAGUUCUUUUCGCACAAAACGCGUCCAACACCAGAACGCCCGUGAGAUCUUAAAAGCAUCGCGAGAAAUAAUUAAAACUUUACUGUGACAUUCACCCAAGUGAUACAAGAACUCUGAACUUUUAUAUUUAUUUUUUUAAUUUUUACAUUUUGUUCUUUAGCGUGUUUUUUUUUGUGUAUGUCUUGGUGAAUAAGUGUGCACAAAUUUGUUGAUAUAUUUUUUCCGGACACUCCUUUCGACAGUCCGCAUUUUUGCGUAAGCUAGAAGCCAAAGAUGUUAAAUCUCUCUGAGCAACAGGGAUUGCGGUCAAAUUUUAUUUAAAAUAAUUUGACUUCUAGCUUGCUUACAUAAAGCAUUCAUUGUCUAAUGCUUAGAAAUAUUUGUAUGUGAUUUUAAAUUAUAUUUUAUUCAUUGUUUGUAAAUGAUGAAUAGGGUAAGUGUUUGGUUGAGAGAAAUGGCCAGUUUGUAGUAAUACGCAAACUACAUCAAACUAAUUAGUGCUUCUAACUAUUAAAUUUCAUCUAUACUACAUGAAAAUUCAAUUAAUUGGUACAUAAAGUACGUUCAGAUUAUUCGAUGUUAUUCGAACGCUAAAAUUUUUAGUGCCGAGCAGAAGACUAUCUUGUAAAUACUUAUGGCCAAUUUUUAUAUUUCUCGGCUAUUAUCAAAUGAAAUAAACAAUUGAGGGAAGUUUUCUUAAAACAUCUUAAAUAAUAGGGACUCACUUCAAAUGUUUACUCUCAAAUUUUAGGUUUUACGAGCAGUGUAAAAGUUUACGUUCUAUUUUGAUUUGCCACACUGUUUUCAAAUUAAAUUUUAAAAACUGUGUGAUUUCAAUGCAGUCAUAUUAAACUUAAAACAAUACAUAUUGUUUUUAUAUGUUCAUUUGUCUGCAUUGAACAUUAAAAAUAAAUAUUUUUUAUACCAAAUUGUUCUUUUUAUUAAUUUUACUCAAAGUUGUACAUAAUAUAUAUUUAGUAAACAGUAUUCUAAUGUAGUUGUGUGUUAUAAUUUUUUGUAUAUCUGCCAAAAGACUGUUUUAUGUUUUUAAUAUUGAUUUCGACUUAAAAGAGUAAUCGUCUUAAUUUAUUAUUAAGCAAGUUAGCGUAUUUAUAAAGAUUAAAAAACAUACUUGUGUAGCAAUAUUAGUGUUAAGUACAUAUUAGAUGAAAACAAUAUGUAAAAUAUUAUUGUUCCAACGUAGUUUUAGAAAAUAUAAUACAAUCUUUUCCUUGAAUUUUUACGAUUGAUUUUAUUUGAUCUGAUUAUCUCAGGGAUGUGUCGUUAAUAUUCCUGUUUACAAUGUGUUCUCUUUUGGUCAUCUUAAUUUAUAUUUUGUAACAAAAUGGAUAAAUUGUUGAAACACAUGCGCAGAAUUAAUGCUGUACAUAAAUGAAUUAUAUUAUUAAACAUUCUCCUGAUUA
Molecule: messenger RNA, 3390 nt
Organism: Aethina tumida (small hive beetle)
Lineage: Eukaryota; Metazoa; Arthropoda; Insecta; Coleoptera; Nitidulidae
Product: protein dead ringer
Exons: 7
Coding region: 460-2019 (519 amino acids)
Biological process (GO): regulation of transcription by RNA polymerase II
Cellular component (GO): nucleus
Molecular function (GO): DNA binding
Source: RefSeq, a predicted model, not a curated record